Molecule: messenger RNA, 5487 nt
Organism: Eriocheir sinensis (Chinese mitten crab)
Lineage: Eukaryota; Metazoa; Arthropoda; Malacostraca; Decapoda; Varunidae
Exons: 8
Coding region: 1188-1733 (181 amino acids)
Molecular function (GO): protein binding
Source: RefSeq, a predicted model, not a curated record
UUGCCCCAGGACAACGCCCUCUCGUCUUAACUACUCUUGCGAUAAGGCUGUAGGAGUGACUGAGUGGCUGAGUGCAGGAGACGAUACAGAAAGGAAGGGGAACGUAGUAGUGGUGAGGUUACCGAGACCCCAAAGAGAGGUUAACUUGAUUAUACUCUUACGAUAAAGCUUUUGGAGUGACUGAAUUGAGAGGGCAGAAGACGCAUAAGAGUGCAGGAGAGACGCAGAAAGGAAGGAAAACGCAAUUGUGGUGAGGUUACCGAGACCCCAAAGAGAGGUUAACUUGCCCCAUCACAGCGCCCUCUCGUCUUGAUUACUCUUACGAUAAAGUUUUUUAGAGUAUCUGAGUGGCAAGGGCGGAAGAAGACGCAUAAGAGUGCAGGAGAGACGCAGAAAGGAAGGAAAACGCAAUUGUGGUGAGGUUACCGAGACCCAAAAGAGAGGUUAACUUGCCCCAUCUCAACGCCCUCUCGUCUUGACAACUCUUGCGAUGAAGUUCUAAGAGUGACCGAGUGGCAGGUGCAAGAGACGACACAAAGAGGAAGCCUGGUCCUUCCUUGGCCCCGAGUGUGCCCGUGAGACGAGACCCUGGGCGAGGCAGGGGAGAGGCUGGCAGGGGCCCUAGAGGGAGUCCUGCAGGAGGAGGCAGGGUAGAGGCAGAGGCAGGCCCGUGAGCUCCUACCCCCUGUCCUUACACCAGGCACUCAGGACACCACUGCAAGAUUAUGCAGCAAGACGACGGCCACUGGUACUCAGCAUUCCAGACGUUGUGAAAGGCUUCCCGAAAUAGCCUCGUCAGUGUGUUGUGUUGUGUUGUGCUGCGUGGUGUUGUGUUGUGAGGAGCAGACAAGUGACCACCGCUGGGGCAUGGAGUCAGGUGUGGCCAGUGCCUCAGUGUGUGUUGGUGAUGUGUGACAGUGCUGUUCUCUCACCGUGAUAAGACCAUGUGUUCCUGUGGACAGAGGCGUAAGACUAUAAGCCCACCCUGCUGCAUCGGUGCACCGUGUUGGUGACGCACACACCGUAUGUAAGGCAGCCAAGUGUUUGCCACACAGCUGCACGGCCGCCUCACUCAGCCUGCUGAGGUGCUGUGCUGAAUUGGUUGCCUUCUCACCCCCUGCUAUCACCAGCACCACCACCACUACUGUCACCGCCACUGCCACACCAGUGGUGCCACCGCUGCCAUCAUGCAGAGCGCCAGUGACAUUAUGUAUGUGUACAUGGCACGCCAAGGGUGUCGGGGUGCCAGCCCCAGUGAGCCCGGCAUGGAGAUGAAUGAUGUGAUCCACGUGUCGGCUGACUACCUCCACCAGCAGAAGAUGGCACCGGAAUCCCCCAACGGCUGGCUGCUGGGCACCAACAUACGCACCCGCCAGGAGGGCUACUUCCCAGGCUACUUUUUGAUGCUGAAUGGCACGCGCCGCCGCAGCAACGCACACCCUGAACCCAAGCCACCACUCCCCAGCGACUCACAGCCCUACGUGAACUUUGGAGUGGUCGCCGGCACUGACUCAUCCCCGGCUCCAUAUGGUGAGUUCCGUGAGACAUCGGCAGGCCGCUGUGAAUCCCGCGGGCGUCGGGUGGGCUACGCGAACCUGCCGGCGCCGCCCCCGGAGCUCCAACACCACCAGCACUGCCUCAUCACCGUCUUCUACAUCACGCCGGUCCUCUGCAGCCACUGCGAACGUUCUGUCAGUCCCCGCCUCCCCCCUCCUCUCCCCAAGACCCCCUAGACUCCUCACCUGGCUGGGCUUAGUGAGUCAGACGGGCUUAUCACGGCCUAUCACCUUCCCUCCACGCCUUAUCACCGCCGCCGCCGCCUCGGGUUGUGUUGGUUACUAGACGCGACCGCUUGUUGUUGUUCCUCGCCGCCGCCGCCUCCUUGUGCACGCGCCGACACGGAGAACUCUGAUGCGCCGCCGGCUUGUGUUCCCUCUCCGUCUUGUGAGUCACGCCGCUUCGGGGAAACUGAUGACGGCCUGGCGGAACGCGCGGCCACUGUUGGAUUAAACGGUUCACUGCGACACGCGUUAUUGGGGGCACUUUCUACUACUACUACUACUACUACUACUACAACAUCCAUCAAUCUAUGUUACGUGUUUGAAUAGUGUAGGAGUUGCUUUGUUUAUGCUGUGUUAUGCCUAUGCUGUAUGCUGUGUGUUAUUUAUGCUCCUGUAAGACCACCAAAACACUAAUUAAUGUGAGAUAUAUAUAUAGGUAGGGAUAGAGGAGGAGAAGGGGAAGGAAAAUAUACACUUCUACUACUACUGCUACAACUUCUACUACUACUACUACUACUACUACUACUACUACUACUACUACUACUACUACUAUUGAAAUCCAUGAAAGGGCGUAAGGGAAAAUGAAAAACUGAUAUAGACCCAAACAGCUUGGUCUUGUUUUGUCCUUGAAGCGUCCUGUACCGCAAAGAAAAACAAUAUAUACUGUACAGUGUUUUUCGGUAUAUAAGACGCACCGAAAUAAAAGAUAAACCUCAAAUUUUAAUGGUCUUUUUAUUCUGAUUUGGGGUAUUUUUUUCAUGGUGUUGCUUUGUCGUCGAACCGUCCUGCAGCGUGAAAAAAAUAAUCGUGUUUUUUGGGGGCAUGUUAGACGCAGUGUUGAAAGGUGUUUGGUUGGGUUAAUAGGGAUUGGGGUUGGUUUAGUGAGGUUAGAUUCUGUUUGUGCCCAAAUAGAAGAUAAACCUCUAACCUUAAUGCCGGCCUAAUUUUUUUUUACGUCAAAUACGAAAACUUAAAAAAAACACCUUGUCUAUGCACAGGUAAUUAAGCGGAGUACUUAUUUGUGUGUGUGAGACGCGGCUUUGUUUGAGACGCACCCUUCCUUUUAAUUAAUCCGUGUACUGUUUUGUUAUCUCUCACGGCUAGGGGGCUUCGUGGUGCAGUGGUUAGCACACUCGUCACACAACCGAGAGAGCCCGGGUUCGAUUCCAGGGCGGAGUGGAAAACUUUGGGCGGCUUUUCCGAUACCCUACGCCCCUGUCCACCCAGCAGUGAAUGGGUACCAGGUAUUAAUCGGGGGUUGUGUCCCGUCUCCUGGGGUCUAUUCCCUUCUAUAAUUCCUUCCCCUUCUGUCUCUCUCCGGCAUAUGACCACAGAUGUUGCGCCGACUAAACAAAACUUUCCAACUUUCGGUCACAGCUGGCGGGAGUAAUCAAGAUAGGUCACCCUUUGCGCCACACUAAAUUAUAUAUAAACAACAUUUUCUUAUAUAUAUUCGAGGCACUUUUUUGUUGUUGUUCAAGAUACGCCUUUGUUUUGCUAUGUUGUCUCUUAUUUGUUUUUAUAUCCGUGUUACGUCGAGUACGAAUAUAUUUUUGCUAAUGGCGUCGUCGAAAAACUAUUGCAGGCGUUAUUAUGUACAUUUCUGUGUGUGUAUAUGAGCUGCUUUUUUGUUUCAAGAUGGACCUUUGCUUUGAAGUCUGUCUUGUCUGCUUUUAUUUGUUUUUAUAUCCGUGUCACGCCAAGUUCGAAUAUAUAUUUAUUUUUCCUUUUUUCUUUGGCGUUGGUCGGAAAACUCGGCACCUCAUUGAAGGCGGGCAAUAAAAAGCUUAUCUCUCGCAUUUUUUUUAACCUGCAUUGACUGAGCGUGUAAAAGUGCGUGUCCUUUGCCUCUUGUUUGACCUUUGCAGCGAGUGUACAUCUAUCCGAGUGGCUGGUAAGCUGUGACGGGCCCUUGCAUUGGGGGUGGUUUUAUGACCCUGGUGUUAGUAUGACAAAGCUUCUGUACCAUUAACGUGAUGAAACACUCUUGAGAACCCGAUUAAUCUCCUUGUGGAUACGUUUGACAAAGCUUUCCUGGGAGUUCUGGGGUCAUUUCCAUGGGUAUCAGGACACCUCUCCUCCCGAAAUUGACCUCUCUCUUUGGCCACUCCUUUGACCUCUAUUCAGGAGCAGCAAGUAGCGGGCUUUUUUUUUUUUAAUAUCUGUCUUUACGCCCUUGAACUGUCUCCUUUGCUGUAAAAAAAAAAAAAACUCAUAAAACCUUUCUUUUUGUGGUGGUAGUGAUGGCAGUGUUGAAGGUAAGGGUGGUGAUGGUAGCAGUGGGGCUGGGGAAGGGAAGAAUAGUGGUUAAAUAGUGGUAGUCUAAUAACCUCAUAAAACCUUUCUUCUUGUGGUAGCAGUGAUGGCAGUGUUGAAGGUAAUGGUGGUGAUGGUAGCUGUGGGGCUGGGGAAAGCAAGGAUAGUGGUAGUUAGCGAGCUUUUUUUAGCGAGCUUUUUUUAGCGAGCUUUUUUUAGCGGGCUUUUUUUUUUUUUUUUUUGGUACUCUCUUUGUUGCCCUUGAGCCGUGUCCUUAGAUGUAGUUUGGCGAAGGUUCUGUAUGCCAUGAACGUGGAAACAACACUCAUGAGAACCCGUUUAAUCUACUCUUCGGCCUUUGGAAACAGUUGAUGUGAGAGGUGGACCGUGGAAGCGCCUGAGAGUGCCUCGUGUGGCUCUCCAAACGCACGGACCGACGCAACAUAAACUCAGGUUGCUCCGUGUACAAAGACGAUCUGAUUCACCGAACGCUUAUCUUCCUAUCAGCCGCUACAUUGUGUUAUUAGUGGUGAUAUUAGCGAGUCUCCAGAUAGACCAGAAGACACUCAACACGCGACGAACACCGGCAAACACUGACAAAGCAAAGAGUGUGGCUCCUCCGUAGACGAAGAGGAUGUGAUUCACUGAUAACUUAUCUUCGUAUUAGUCGCUACCUGCUGUUAUUAGUGACGGUGUUAGUGAACCUUAAGACGCCCAACCGACUUAUCUGUUACAUUGUGUUCGAACAUGAGGAAUACCAAGAGAAUAGAGAAGGUUGUUGUGUUAGGUUCCUUGUCCCAUUAUCGUAUCAAGUCAGGUUAUAGAAAUACUACCAAGAUUAAAACCUGGUAGCAGCGGGGAUCAUGUUUCUUAAUGGUCCCUCUAAGCGAGAAAAAUGAGAAAAAAUCACCCCUCACACAAACCAUUUCAUAAUAUAUAUCAAAGCAUUUGUGAUCAGAUUAUGUAUCAUCUAUUUUUUGGGGGUUAAAUCAUGGCACAAAUUUGACCCGUCGCUGCUACACGGUAAAGCCACAAAUUUGGCCCGUCGCUGCUACACGGUAAAGCCACAAAUUUGGCCCGUCGCUGCUACACGGUAAAGCCACAAAUUUGGCCCGUCGCUGCUACACGGUAAAGCCACAAAUUUGGCCCGUCGCUGCUACCGGGUUAAGAGAACUGAGAAGGUUAUUGUGUUAAGUUCCUUGUUCCUUUGUCGUAUUAAGUCAUGUUAUAGGAAUACUACCAUUAUUAAGAGAACUGAGGUUAUUGUGUUAGCUUCCUUGUCUCUCUAUCGUUUUAAGUUAUAGUAGUAGCCAGCGAUUAAUAUAUACUCAACUAAUCUAUUACAUUCUCUUCGAACAUAAGGAAUGCUACCAGAUUUGGAUUGGUGAUUUGGUGUGGUUCUGGAUGGAUUGUGUUAGGUUUAGUUAGUCAAGGACACCUCUCCUCCCGU